Molecule: messenger RNA, 1470 nt
Organism: Symbiodinium natans
Lineage: Eukaryota; Dinophyceae; Suessiales; Symbiodiniaceae
Source: the annotation of a GenBank genome assembly
AUGCAACCACCCGCAGGCCUGCGCCAGCUCACGUCCUCGAUCUCAGCAGCCAAUCGGCAGAGCCUUUGGCCACGUGCCUGGGCCAUCUGGAUCCAGUGCCAAGGACUCGAGCUCGAUGCCUUCGCCUUGAGUGCCGCAGCAGCAACUUGCGACAGGGGCCGUCUCUGGAAGGAUGCCGUGGUGCUACUGGAACAAGCCGCGCAUGGGAAUGUUUUUGUGGAUGUGGUUCUGCGCAAUGCGGCCGUGGGCGCGGGUGCAAAAUGUGCCCAAUGGCAGAGUGUGCUGCGGCUCAUAGGCUUCCAGGCAGGAGAUGAACAAAGGCCUACAACAAUCAGCUUCAAUUCUGCAGCAGAUGCCUGCAGCAAAGGGUCCCGCUGGGAGAGUUCUUUUUCCGUCACUGAAGUGCUUCUGCAUAGACGCUUGCGUGCAUCAUCAACCACAGCAGGUACCCUCGUCGCCGCUGCAGAACGAGGAUCGCAAUGGCAGAAGGCGCUGUCACUGAUACAAGAUGUGCCACACUUGCAAGUCAACAUCGUGGCCUUCAAUGCAGCCAUCGCGGCCAUGGAACGAGUCUGCCAGUGGCAACGUGCGGUGCUGCUUCUUUGGCAGUCUGCAAGAGAAGGUUUGGUGCCCACACUUCAUACGAUGAACACGGCAUUGAGCGCUUGUGCUCGUGCUGGGAAGUGGCAGCUUUCCUUGACCUUGGUGGAUAUGGCGAGCAGCUUGGGCAUCCAGGUUGAUACCAUUAGCUGGAACUCCGUCCUCAGCGCCUGUGCUUGGACGCGGCAAUGGGAGAUGUGCUUGGCUUGCUUAAACCGCAUGGAGCUCAAGAAGCUUGCCGCCGAUUGCAUCUCAUUUGCAGCCAUUGUGGAUUCGCUGCCAUGUUCUGAGCACGCCGGACAGAGUCAUCUUGCUUCCGAGCUCCUUUCGCUGAUGCAAGAGCAGGCAGUUGAGUCCGAUGCCGUCCUGGCCACUGCAAGCCUGAGUGGGCAAGCCAAAGCGGAGAGGUGGCAACAUGCAUGUCACACACUUCGCGAAUCACUCGCGGCAGCAUUUGCUCCUGACAAGGUUAUGCUGGGUGCAGCUGCAGAUGCUUGCGGCCGCUCUGGGCUUUGGCAGAAGGCGCUGGUGCUGAUCGGCGAAGCAGCCAUGAACCUGCCGAUAGCAAACUCAGUGCUGAACGGCUUCACGAAGGACGCCUCGUGGAAGCAAGCGGUGUGCUUCUUUGCAGACCUCAUCCAGGUUUCGCUGCAGCCAGAUCUUCUCUCUGUCAGCGCCCUCCUCGCAGCACGAGGGCCUUGGGCAGCCUCCCUCUACCAGGUAGACACCCUGGGCAUCACAGACAGGGCGGAUGAGAUUUUCUAUGAGGCGCUGCUGACCGCGAUUUUCUCGCAUGGGGCGCUAGCUGCUGCACUGCCGGCACUGCAGCGGCUCAGGGUGGAAGCGCUACGACAAUGGCGAAGGCCAUGA